AAGUUUUCUUAUGAGUUUUUUUGAAUAUUUUUUUAGCUGGUGUAGCUCAUUUUUACGAAUAUGUAGAUUAUUUGGUAUUAUAUAUAUCAUAGAGCAUCAUAUUGUAUAUGCCUAACAUUUGUUUUGUGUGACAAAUGUGAAUCUGUAAAGUAAAAAUCAAUAGAGUCGAGUAAAAAGUACAACACGUAUAGUAGAGUGGAAGUAUAGAGUAGCAUGAAAUGUCAAUACUCCAGUGAAAUGUACUUGGGUGCACUCAACCUCUGCUGACAGAAAAGUGACAUGUUUGAAAAAUAUUGAUUUUAUGGGGACAGAAUUAGAUUUUCUUCUUCUACAGUGAUAAGACUGUUUAAAGCAUGACACCUUGUGGCCUUAUUGUGGUACUACACAUAAGCAAACCCACAUCCAGGAAUGGAUUUGUUAUAUAUUAUUUCCAAGGUCCGUUGUAAAUUACAUUAAAAAAAACUAUAUCUGACAAAAAGUGGAUUAAUUGACCAUUAAAAUUUACUUUCUGUCUAAAUAUUGCAAUAAAUGUGAAAAAAACGGCUUUGUGUCCCAGAUCAGAAAAAUCUCAUGUUAUUUUAAAGCGUAUGACAAAGGAAAAAUAAUAUUCAGGCUGAUAGGAGUCACAAGGACCCACUAGUGAACAAACUACAGUCUGCUGUUGUCUCUCUACGCAGCACAAAUAAACAAGAAGCCGCUUUGUUAACUCUAAACCCAGCUGCACCUCGAGCUAAACAACUGGUAAUGUUGCUUUCGGUUCCAGAAAAUCGUUCACGUUUCCGGGAAAGAAGGCUAGAGAUCACUCAUCGGUAUGAAAAAAGGAGGCUGGGAUAAAAACGAUUUUCAUACUACCCCUUUCCGGAACUCUCGGCAAACUACAGUCUGCUGUUGUCUCUCGACGCAGCACAAAUAAACAAGAAGCCGCUUUGUUAACUCUAAACCCAGCUGCACCUCGAGCUAAACAACUGGUAAUGUUGCUUUCGGUUCCAGAAAAUCGUUCACGUUUCCGGGAAAGAAGGCUAGAGAUCACUCAUCGGUAUGAAAAAAGGAGGCUGGGAUAAAAACGAUUUUCAUACUACCCCUUUCCGGAACUCUCGGCAAUACAACUGUAUGAGGCCGAUCCCAGUUCAUAUCUGCAGACUGGAGAGAAAACCCAUGAUUACGAAAUGUUGUUAACCCUUGUCUGAGUCAUAAUAGCUGGGUCCGUUCAGUCAGUUCACCGGCAGGUUGCUUGUGUUAAAAGAUUAAUUAGAUUAUAAAAGUGCAAAACAGCCUCGUGGGAUCUCUUUAUCUCUCGAUCGGGAGAAUUAUUUUGUUGUUGUUGACAUCUUGAUGGGCUAUUAGAAACACCUGCCAGCAUAAUGCAACACUAUUGAACUGCAGCAUCGGAGUUGACCAUGAACUAAAAAUGUCAAAACAAAGCUAAUGGGCCGACUAUCGGCCUAUUCCAGUUCUUAAUUCCUUUUGAUUGUAUGUGUAUAUUGAUCUACAAAGGUGCACCGAUACAGGUGAUAAGAUAAAGUGAGGGAAGUAAAACUAUGUUCACCUCUAAGCAUUAUGUCCAACAUGGUCCCAAGAAGUUGAAAGACAUGAACAUGCAACGUAAAACCAAUAUGGCGAAUGCACAAUGCAAAUAUUGAAAGAAUAGCUAUUGACCAUCAACUGAACACAGACCUUACGGAGCAUACCCAUUGGUCUGCAGCUUUUGUUGUUAUGACACACUUCUAAAUGUAUCCAAGCACAGCUGCAACAAUGCAUUGAGUAGUUUUCAACUCGUAAAUGAAUUGCCAACUAUUUCAGUAAUCGAUUAAUAAGUUUGAGUGAUUAAAAAAAAAAAAUGUUUAAAGAAAGAACAUUUCUCAGAUGUGAAAUAUUUCCUAUAAUGAACCGGAUAUUUAAAACAAGAUAUUUAAGGGCAUCAUCUUGGCUUUUGGGAAACCCUGAUUGGCACUGUUCACUGUGUUCUGACAUCGUAUUGACCAAACCACUGAUCGAUUAAUGACUAUAGUUGCAGCCCGAUACAUCUCGGUUAAUCAAACGGCCGAAACUGGGCACGAGGACGGAGAGCCCGCCGGCGCCUCUGAUAGGAAAUGGCGUCUGCAGCUGCUACUUCCUGUAAAACGUGGCCGGCCGGCGCGCGGAGGGGAAGUUUGACAGCUGAACCGAGGAGCUGCGGCGAAACCAACAACAAGUGCGCAAACAUGACGUCAGCCCGCGCCAAGCAGGAAGAGUUCUUCUGUCCUCAGCCGCACUUCUCUCAGUGACGUCACCGGCUCCAGGUGAGGCAGGAGGGCAGAGACGUGUGCAAACAUGGGCGGAGAGACCGUGAGCAGGUAGACCCGCUGCGCAGAGUCCGGUAACCAUCACACGACGCCCGCGUCUCCUCACCGACACCGGGACUGAGCCCCGCCGUUCUCCUGCAGCUGAGGGAGAAGACGUGAGUUCACCGACACGGUUUCAUUCAGGAACAUUUAAUGGCGACUCCUCCAACCAUGGAAACGAAUACAAAAACACCCCGGCCUUCUGCCGGCCAGCUGAUUUACGUGCCUCACAAGGACACAAUGCGUCUGCUGGAUGUGUACGUGAAGCGCAGCCUCAGCCUCAAUGAAGGCACCCUGCGGUCUAAGAGGCCACCGGGGAAAGAAAAGUGGGUGACGGUGCCGAGAAAGCCAAGACGACAUUCCAGUGACCCUUCCCUUCACUUGGGCGGCGGACUAAAACUCGGGGAGAUCGGUACGUUUUCCGCGGUGGAACCGGACCAGCCCGAGACGCGUCCGGCGCAAUCGGAAUCGGAGAAACCCGUGAAAAAACCCAAGAAGAACAAGAAGCCCUCGCUUUGGAAAAGCUUCCUGGCUAUUUUCUCCCGGAGGGGUAGCAGCGAGGAGAAAGACGACGAGCAGGACGGCGCUCUGACGAUACCCGAGGGCCCCCCGGUGGCGGAGGCCUCCGACAGCGGGGACGUCUCCGGGCCCCCACCGAUUGUCAACUUGCGCAGAAAGAAGUCGUCGAGAAGCAGAUCCCUCAGAAGAAGGUUCUCCAAAAGGGGGAUAUCGCCCACAAAACUAAACAGAGCCAGUCGAGAUCUCACCCACGCCGACAUCACUCUAGUUGAAGCCGUCAUCGUGGAGCCCACAUACACUUACUACGAGAACGUGACGGAGGAACUGGAGAAAAUUGUCCACGAGGUCCAAAUAAAUGAGGAAGUUGAACGUCUCUCUGAUGAGGAAAUAAUCGAGAGGAUCAUUGCUUUGACAAAGGUGGAGGGGGACGCCAUAGACGACAAGCUGAAAGACUACCCGGGCCUAAGCGACUUCUUCACGGGGAUGUCGUACUCGUCCUUCCAGAAGCUGGCCGACGCCUACCUGGAGACGGAAGCGUCGCCGGCUCACAAGCCUCCCUCUGUGCUGCCGACGGCCCCGGAGCUGGUGAAGUUGGCCUUCACGCUGGACUUCACAGCCAGAAUCGCCGGGCUCAACAAGCAGAACGUUGGCCACAUCACCGGCCUGGGGUACCGCUACCUACAAGACCGAUUUGAAUACCAACAGGCGUGUUCAGAUCACCCAAGGUCUGACGGCGAUGACUGAAAACCAAAGAUGUGGUUAUGGAUGUGUUGCAACUAUGAAUUCCUCCUUUUCUCAGAACACAAACACAACAUAACGCACAUUGUAAGAUUGAAUUCAUUCCACUUUUGCUGUUUUUCCAUAGAAAAUCUGUGUAAAUAUUCUGCAAGAAAAAAACCACUUGAAUGCCUUUGGUAGAUUUGAAAGUUUACUUUUCAAAUUGUGAACUGUAAUAUUAAGUGCUGUCUUAAAAUGUGGCAAUAUUUGAGAAAGUUGAUUCCUCAAUGAAAAUGUGACGCUUUUUAUACAAAUCCACCAUUGAAAUUCUAUAAGUUCUUGAUUUAUAGUGUAUAUAUAUAUAUAUAUAUGUAUAUAAACUCGACUGCAAUAUUUGUUUUACACUUCUAGAGUUGUACAACAGAAGCUAGACUGAAAUGUGACACCAUUUGUUUUUUUUAUAUGAAUGCUGGCAUCCAUAUCACAUACUCAAAUAAAAUGUUUAAUUUAAUGCUCAAA
Messenger RNA from Pseudoliparis swirei, 4076 nucleotides. RefSeq lists its product as uncharacterized. The record is from RefSeq and is a predicted model, not a curated record. Bases 2475 to 3584 code for a protein of 369 amino acids. The transcript has 6 exons. Lineage: Eukaryota; Metazoa; Chordata; Actinopteri; Perciformes; Liparidae.